UUGAAUGCCCCCCUGCCCUUCAGGUUUGGGCUUUAUCGGACUAUUUGUCCUUUCCGGGUUACUUCCCGAGUACAUCUAUAUACCAAAACAUGAACUUUCUGUUUUGGAAGAGAAAAGAAGUGGCUCCACUGAGACCACAAUUCGAUACCUUUCCAUGGAUCUGUUGGUACAUUUGAAAGGCGAGGAACGACAAAUUCUUUAAUGGAAAAGUCGUAUCUCCGGUUGAUACUCUCCAACAUGCGUCCCUUGAGGCAGAAUGUUGGAGGAAGGCUAAUGAAAAAGAGGAAGCAAACUAGGACCAUGACGAUCCUCCUAUUUCAGAGGUCGAGAUAGUGCCUCCUUGGAUACCCCGAAUCCCUACAUGUCAAAUUGAUGCGUCAUGGAUCAAUAAUGGUAGCGUAAGUGGCUUAGGGUGGAGUCUGAAGGAUCAUAUGGGUUCUGAACAUUUUGGAUUACGGGCGUGCAAUAGGGCCCUCUCAGCUCUACAUGCUGAGAUGGAAGGUUUACUUUGAGCAACCUCAUGUAUGAGAGACAUGAGGAUAGCUUCAAUACGGUUCGAGACGGACUGCUCGGAUCUCGUGGACAUGACUACUAAUCCAAUGGAUUGGCCAACUUUUGCAACAGAGAUUGAGGUGUUUCAGAGACUACAUGAGGACUUCGAGGAUGUGAGUUUGUCUCAUAUUCCUCGGAGUAGGAAUGGUCGAGCGGACACGCUUGCAAAAGAAGUCAGGAGCAGAGGAUAUAUUUUUUCCGAUAUAGAUCAGACCCGGAUAGACGGAGAUGCUCCUCGGAGAAUCGGCUCGUCUGCCACCACUUGAUCUAGCUUACAUGGGUAGCCGACAAAAAAAAAAAAAAAAAAAGUUGAUUUUGGAGUAAAUAGGAAACUGUUUUUAAAAAAAAAUAUAUAUAUAUAAAAGGGUUAAAAAAAAAAAGGAAAUUGUAUAUUUGUAUAAAUAUAAAUAUAAACAUGUGUACAUCGAACGGAUUUUAUCUGAUUUCCGACAAAUAAUUCCUAUACGAACCUGGCGAUGUCUUUGUGAUUUGGUCUAAUCCCCAAGAAGAAGUCUUUGCGGUUCUGUUUGAUUUCCCACAAAUCCAGGUCUAAGUUAGGGUUUUUGGGCGACCAUGAAACGCAAGGAGCGAGAGGAGGAGAGGUUGUGUAGGAGCCGAAGUAAGAUAGGUCCGAUUGCAGUUGAUCUGAAGACUGCUAGAGUGACUAGAUUGCCUGCGAGGUCGACCCACCAAGAAGCACUCCCUCAAUCCAUGAAACGCAAGAAGGAGGCGGAUGGUAAUGAGACAAGCCCAAGUAGUAAGUUCGAUUCGCUCCCUUUCGAUCUAAAGAUGGCUAUAGUGAGUAGAAUGGGUGCCAAGUCUCUUAUGAAGUUCCGAUGCGUGUCAAAAAUUUGGUCUUCCAUCAUCCGAAGCAGAGGGUUCAUCGAUUCCUUCUUCUCUAUGUCCUCAAAGCAAUCGCCCCGGUUUAUAGUCGCUUUGGCUAACGGUGUAUGCAAUGAGCCUGAAGCGAAGCUCACCUUCUUCUUCUCGUUUGGGGAGUCUUGUUCUUCUUCUUCUUUGGUACCAAACUUGGAGAUGGCAAUACCAGUGGGACUGAGUUCCAUCAGAGAGUCUUUCGCUUCUCUCCAUGGCUUUCUCACCGUUGGCGUUCAUGGUGGGUUGAUGGUGUGUAACCCUAGCACGGAGCAGGUCAUAAAGUUGCACAGUUCCACCAGAUUCGUGGGAUACGAUCCGAUUGAAGGUCAACAUAAGGCAUUGUUUGUGGAAUCGAGAGUCUCUCGUUCUUCUGUUCAUCAAGACCACAAGGUGUUAACAUUGGGAGGAGGAUCAUGGAGACACAUUGAGGGUACCCCUGGACCUUAUAGACCGAUAUCAGUGGGAGUAUGCGUCAAUGGUGUCAUCUACUAUGGUGCUCGUAACUCACCCCAUUUUAGGAAUCCAGUUAUGGUGUGUUUUGAUGUUAGAACUGAGAAACUAAGUUUUAUCCAAGCACAUGAGACUCUCCUUCGGUGGGGCAAGGAUUCCAUAUUUAUAGAUUACAAUGGGAAGCUAGCUUCUAUUGUGAGAUACCCUUAUGAUCGUUUCAAUAGUUUUGAUUUAUGGAUAUUAGAAGACCCCGUGAAACAUGAAUGGUCAAAGCAACAUUGUGUGUUUCCCUCCUCCGUGUGGGAUUCUGUUUGGGGCUUCGAAAUGUCUUUUCCAGGAACCAACAAGGAUGGGGAGAUCAUUAUGGCUCCAACCAGCUUGUCACCUGAGGUUGGACCCUUUUACAUUUUUUACUACAAUGUUAAAACACAAAACGUUAGAAGAGUUAGGCUCCUAGGCAUUGGAGACAAUAAAGAGUUUAGACGCUCUUAUGGAUUCUUAAAGCAGCGUGAUUGUUUUGUCCGUAUCGCACCUCAACAUGUCCACAGUAUUGCCUCUCUCUGAGAAAGGUUCCAAAUAAAAGUUUAAAGGUUUCAAGGAUGUAUCAGUAAAACUCAAGAGAGCAUGGCAAAAAGAUUGAGAGCAUGGCAUGCUAUGGUUGUUUUUAUUUGCAAUUUGCAAUUUGUUAUCUUAUAUAUACAUGACUGAAGAUUUGCGUUUCUGUAGUUGCUUGAUCUGCUCGUUGUUUUUGUUCUUGUUGGGAUGAGUUCGAAUUCAUAUUUGAUUGAUUUCCGGUGUUAUUACUUUGGAGAUAUUAUUGUUUGUUUGUAUAAGCUUUUCUCUUU
Brassica rapa (field mustard) is the source of this 2723-nucleotide messenger RNA. RefSeq names its product putative F-box protein At1g32660. Lineage: Eukaryota; Viridiplantae; Streptophyta; Magnoliopsida; Brassicales; Brassicaceae. The record is from RefSeq and is a predicted model, not a curated record. Gene Ontology annotation, molecular function: protein binding.